AUGGCGUCCGUCGUUGCUGCCUCGCGCGCCUUCACCGGCAUCACCGCUCGCCAGAGCACCAAGAGCGCCAAGGCUCGCAAGCAGGUGACCCGCGCAAGCGUGGAGUUCUACGGCCCCGACCGCGCCAAGUUCCUGGGCCCCUUCUCCGAGGGUGCGGUUCCCUCCUACCUGAAGGGCGAGUUCCCUGGCGACUACGGCUGGGAUACCGCGGGCCUGUCUGCCGACCCGGAGACCUUUGCCCGCUACCGCGAGAUCGAGCUGAUCCACAGCCGCUGGGCGCUGCUGGGCGCGCUGGGCAUCCUCACACCCGAGUACCUCCAGCGCUCUGGCGCGGUCGACUUUGGCGAGGCCGCCGUCUGGUUCAAGGCGGGCGCCUCCAUCUUUGGCGAUGACGGCCUCAACUACCUGGGCAACCCCCAGCUGAUCCACGCCCAGUCCAUUGUUGCCACCCUGCUGGCCCAGAUCGUGCUGGUCGGUACCGCCGAGGCGUACCGCUACGCGGGCGAGGGCCCCGUGGACACCAGCGGCGACAAGCUCUACCCGGGCGGCUUCUUCGACCCCCUGGGCCUGGGCGACGACCCCGAGGCGCUGGCCGAGCUCAAGGUCAAGGAGAUCAAGAACGGCCGCCUGGCGCAGGUGUCUGUCUUCGGCUUCUUCGUGCAGGCGCUGGUGACUGGCAAGGGCCCUCUGGAGAACCUGGAUGACCACCUCGCCGACCCCUGGAACAACAACGGCUUUGCUUACGCGGCCAAGUUUGUGCCGGGCCUUGGCAACUGA
Chlorella variabilis is the source of this 777-nucleotide messenger RNA. RefSeq lists its product as hypothetical. NCBI's taxonomy places the organism in Eukaryota, Viridiplantae, Chlorophyta, Trebouxiophyceae, Chlorellales, Chlorellaceae. Gene Ontology annotation, cellular component: chloroplast thylakoid membrane; plastoglobule; chloroplast envelope. The record is from RefSeq and is a predicted model, not a curated record. The coding region runs from base 1 to 777 and encodes 258 amino acids. Gene Ontology annotation, biological process: photosynthesis, light harvesting in photosystem I; response to light stimulus. The transcript has 10 exons.